Molecule: messenger RNA, 2337 nt
Organism: Aspergillus lentulus
Lineage: Eukaryota; Fungi; Ascomycota; Eurotiomycetes; Eurotiales; Aspergillaceae
Product: Zn(II)2Cys6 transcription factor
Biological process (GO): DNA-templated transcription; positive regulation of transcription by RNA polymerase II
Cellular component (GO): nucleus
Molecular function (GO): DNA-binding transcription factor activity, RNA polymerase II-specific; zinc ion binding; sequence-specific DNA binding
Source: RefSeq, a predicted model, not a curated record
AUGAGGGCUUCUCUUAUGAACGGGGUCCAUACACAGCUAUCCCCCGGAAAUGACAAAGUCGUCGGAAUUAGCACAGAUGGCUCAUACCUCGCGGGGCGGAAGCGAAAGGCAUCGGACUCAUCGUCGCCAACAGCCAAGGGCCCUGUGCAACGGCAGAAGAUUACACGAGCAUGCGACUACUGCAAGGAGAAGAAGACGCGGUGUACGGGGACGCUGCCGUGUAUGAGAUGUACACGCCUUGCGCUCCGCUGCGAGUACAAUGCGGCGUACUCGCGAGGCCUGCCGCCGGAUCCUUUGCCUGCGCCGCCGCCGUCGUCGUCGUCGCUGGUGAACUAUGCAAAUGAGGACCAUGUGCGGGGUGGUACUCGUACUGCGCGGAGUUCAAUCUCUCAGCGAUCGUCGAGAGAGUCGCCCAGGACUGGUGGGGGUUUGCGAUCGCAGCAUGGUAGAGCUGGUUCGGAGGUGUCGCUGCGUGAUUCGCCGGAGCCGGUUGUCACGGACUUUGAGGGUAAUUAUCUCGGGCCGGCGUCUGGGGUGUCGUUUUUGAAUCGCGUCUGGAGCCGCCUUCAUCAGGAUGAGUCGUCGGCUAUCCCUGGCGAACUGCAGGAUGAAUCUGUUUCCAGGAUUACCUCCGUUUUCAAGUUCGGGGAUAAGCCUUAUUCGAACUACCGGGAGGCUGGCUUUACGCUACCACCUUUCGAGAAAGCUCUGGAGCUGGUGGGCAUUUACUUUGACUUUUCGAUGGUGACUUACCGUUUCUUGCACCGAGGAAGUGUAGAGGAGUGGCUCAAGCAGGUUUAUGCAGACAAUAUCUGUUUCGCGAACCCGCCUACCGGCGUUAUGGUAGCCCGAACUGCCAUCAUCCUUAUGAUCUUCGCUGUAGGUACUCUAUAUGAGGAGCAGAGGCCUGGUGACCCAGGAGAAUUUCGCAAUGAAAGCGAACGAUGGUAUGCGGCGUCUAGAUGGGCAUCUUCUAUGGAAUCCGGUCCCCCUCGAUUAGAGAGUGUCCAAUCACGACUAGGUCAAUGUCUCUACUUGCUUUCAUCAUCACGGGCCAAUGAAUGCUGGUAUACCUUCGGCACGGCUCUCCAGCUAGUAACGGCUCUCGGAUUGCAUAGAAAAUACCCGGCGAAGAUGUCAAAGCACGGCAACUCGUAUCUGGAGCAACAACUCCGCAAAAGGAUUUUCUGGAGCGCCUAUACGCUGGAUAAAUACCUCAGCGUCAUGUUUGGGAGACCGCGGUUGCUCCAUGACGAAGAUACCGACCAAGAACUCCCUGAUGAGAUCAACGAUGAAGAUAUAUUGGAGGAAGAUCCCCGGCGCCGGACUGGUUCCCCAGAUUGUAUGAUGAUUGCAUCUGUGCUUCACUACAGGCUUGGCCGUAUACUUGGUGAAAUAUCUCGACAGCUUUACACUAUCAACCCUCAUACUCAAGAUUCGCCUCUUGAGACCGCGGCUCGUCUUGCCUCGGAUCUUGAGAAAUGGAAACAGACUGCACCACCUUUGUUCAACAGUGUCCGAGCGACGAGUCUGAUCCCGCCACUUUGCAGACAGAGUCAGGUAUUACAGCUUGCAUAUUCACACGCGAUGAUCCAUGCAACCCGGUCAUUUCUGUUGAAUGAUUUCACAGACCUCAGUCGUCGACCAUCGGUUCCACAUCCGAUGGUCUCGAGCCACGUGCGCAAAUGCAUAGACGCCGCGGAAGACGUGAUGAAAUUAGUGGAUAGCCUGGCCAAACAGGGAGUCUUGAUCCAGUCAUUCUGGUUUACGCACUAUGUGUGCUUCUGCGCCAUCAUCGUGGUCUAUAUCCACACUAUUCAACAAUAUCGACUCGCCUCGGAUCCUGACACCGCUUCCCCUAGGAGUGUAGAAGACAGCGGCUAUCUUCAUACACUCUUCAGUCUUGCAGAGACUUGCCAACAACAUCUGGCUGAGGCUACCCGCAAGAAUUGCCCGAGCCGCCGCUAUAGUAUCAUCCUGGAGGAGUUGAGAAAGGAAGUACAUCGGCAGAUGGGAACACCUAUUCAGCCUGAGAGUCCGGAAAACUCUCACGGAAAUCUGCGUGGCAAUCACGUACGAGGUAAAGAGACUCUCAUGGUGGGUCAAGCGCAUGCAGCCCCGGUGCAUGUCGAGCAACCGGCCCCUAUGUUUACCAACACGACGGUUCAUCAGCCCGCACCUAACGGUAUCCAAUCGCCGAAUUUCCUGGAAGGGCCCGUUGGAAAUUCUGAAGACUUUGGUAUUCUUGAUAAUCUUGAGGGCUCGAUCUGGUGGGCUCAGCUCGAUUCCUGGGCGUUCUCGAAUCCUAUGAGUGAUCCUUCUACGAUGCCCUUCUGA